CUUGAUUCUCAUUUCUUCUUCUUUUCCAUCAUUUGGUGAUUACCCAUUUGCCAAAAAAGGUUCUUCACAGACUCAUGUGCAAGUUUCUUCUGUGAAACUUCUCUGCAGAUAAAGCGAAAUUAAGGCAUUCAACAAUUUUUUGGAACGACUGACAUUUAACAUCAAGGAUGGGAUCUGGUGAUUGGAUUAAGAAUAUACUCAGCUUAAAGAAAAAAAAGGAUGACAGGUCUAAGAAAUUGAAGGAAUCUUCAGCACCCAAAAAGUCAAAUGGUUUCAAACAGGAGCACGCCUCUCAGAAAGAAUAUGCUAAGAUUACCAAUGGUGCUUCUAAUGGAAAUCCUGGAGUUCUUGGUAUGCAUGUCGAAGAUAUAGCAGCAACUCAUAUUCAAACUGCAUUCCGAGCAUACAUGGCGAGGAAAGCUUUAAGGCGUUUGAAAGGGACAGUAAGAUUGCAGGGACUGAUCCAAGGCCAUUCCAUCAAAAAGCAAGCGUCAACUACACUGAGCUAUCUUCAUUCAUGGAGCAGCAUACAGGCCCAGAUUAGAGCUCGCCGACUCUUUAUGGUAACUGAAGGCCGGAACAGACAGAAGAAGCUGGAGAACCAAUUAAAGCUCGAGGCAAAGCUUCAUGACCUAGAGGUGGAUUGGAAUGGUGGCUCUGAGACAAUGGACGAAAUACUUUCAAGGAUAUAUCAGAGAGAAGAAGCUGCAGUAAAGCGGGAGCGAACUAUGGCAUAUGCCUUUUCUCAUCAAGUAACUCAAUCACAAGAAUAUUAUUCCAUUAGUUUUGCUUCCUCUGUUAUACCAGAGCACUAUAGAUCUAAUCUUUUCGCAGUGGAGAGCCAAUUCUAAUCCAAAUCUUGGGCUGAAUUCCAAACUUGGCAAAUCUGAUUGGGGUUGGAGCUGGACAGAACGCUGGAUUGCUGCUCGACCAUGGGAGAGCCGAGUCUCUGUUCAGUCAAGUCCAAAGAAAGCUCAUGGUCGGCCCACAAACAAGAGUAGUAAAAACAUAAAUUCGCCAACAAUGAAAACAGCAAUGUCAAUCAAAUCCAUUUCACCUAACGGGAAGGGAACCACAACAGCCCGAAAGUUGUCUUACACUGCAGCUGAGAAACCAGCCACAGAAGAAGGAAACAUUUCAGCUGAGGAAUCAAACAACACCAAGAAAUGACAAGUGAUAUCUUUAUAGCAAACCAAUGAUAUAAAUUCAGAGACGAUGGAUUUUUGAAUUGGUAUGUUGCUGUGAAUUGAAGAAAAAACAUUCAUUCAUUUUGUGGCCAUUUCUCAUUCUAUACAUAUGGAGUGGUGUGAAAGUAGGAGAGUUUGCCAUUUCUCAUUCUGUACAGAAUGAAAGAACAAACUCGAUUCGGACUGACCUGGUUAUCCUUCUUUCUUGUUUGAUAUUCUUUCUUUCUUUCUUUUUAUGGGGAAUUGGUAUAAUUUGGAGAAAAUAAGUUAUAUAAAUGGUUAUGUAAAUAGAGAAAGUAUGUUUUUGGUGAGUUUUUGUGGGAAUGUGCAAAUAUUCAGCUUCUGUUUCCUUUUGAGUUCACUGUGUUAUUAUUUU
Ilex paraguariensis (yerba mate) is the source of this 1563-nucleotide messenger RNA. Lineage: Eukaryota; Viridiplantae; Streptophyta; Magnoliopsida; Aquifoliales; Aquifoliaceae. The record is from the annotation of a GenBank genome assembly.